AAAAAUACAUGUCGACAGAGGAAAGAAAUUACUAUUGGUGCUUUGUGAUCCUUUUACUGGAAACUGGCAGCGUUAGAAUUGUUGUGGGAAAAAGUACGGCGUUCGAGUGCAAGUGCAAGGUGUGAACGUAUUUCCCCGCAAGACCGAAACAAAGAUGAUUGGGACGGAUUAACGUGUUGGCCCGCGGUACGCGGUGGCACUGUGUGGAAGCUCGUCUGUGGGUCGGCCGAGCCAAGCGAAGUGAAAAAUUAACUGGCUAAAUGUGUAACAGAAUCGAUAAAGCAAUCGGGUAGUUUACAAAAAAGCAAUGCAGAACGGACCGGAGAAGAACGGCAGCAUCGGAGACGGGCAGCAAACUCUGCCAUACGAUUGGCAAAUGUGUUAGAAAAUUAAUGCUCCACAGAGGCUAAAGGCUAUUUUUGCUCACUCCGUACGACUCCUUUUGGCAAGCGGUAACCAGAACGCGUGUAAAUUGUAAUAACCAUUCUGCAAAGCAACAUGAAUGAGAAGAAGAAUAAGUUGAAAAGUAGCGCUUGUAAAGCAAACGACAAUCCGCUAAAUUGUCCGCUAGAGAAGGCGGACGCGUCGGAAACGUAUCUGCUGAAGAUAAAAACAUGGAGCCCGGGCAAGCGGUCGCAGUGCUUCGUCACACUUUACCGCCACAGUAAAAGCAAUAUUUCCACGAUGCAACGCAAUUCCAACUCGCUUCGAACGCGCCUAUCGUGCUCGCAUAACUCCCUGACUGAUUCCAUAAAAAAUAAAGCAGACGAUUCGGUGUUCAUCACGCAAGCGAUGUCACACGAUGCAUUAGACGACAACAAAAUUCUUGAUUUCUAUAAUGUUCCUAUCGAUUCUGACAUCUAUACCACGCCAAUUGAUUUAAUAAGGAAUACCUACAACGCGGAAACGUCUUUUUAUCGCAACCGGAACGAAGCAUCACAGAGAAACAGUUGGAACAAUUUGUUAAACUACAGUGAACAGAUCAGCUCUAUUAAUGAGCGUAAAAACAACAAACCCCACAUUAUACUUGACAGAAAAUCAACCAAGGUGGUUGACAAACACACCAACAGUGAUAAAGCGGACAGCAAGCGCAACUCCAUCUCGCACGAGAUACGCGCUCAGUGCAAAAAGUCAAACUUUUCCGUAAAUCUUAAGCAAAAGUUUUGUAACAUUUUUCGAGUAAGCCGACAGCAGCACCACAAACCGUUCUUGGGCAACAAGCGCUCGAUCGUCGCCAGCAGAGCGAAAGAUAAUGCUGUGUGCGUCAAAGACAAAAAUGAAAGCGCGAUCGGUAAGAAAUUAAACACUCCACGGAAGCUGCCGCCGCUUCCUGCCAAUGAAUCUGAUUUAAGGUACCUAAUGGGUGAUACUAGCGACCAGAAGAAGAAAUCAAAUGAAAGGAAAUCGUCGAUGGACUUUACUGCAAGUAUAGAAAAAGUUCAAGAGUUCGGUUGGUACUGGGGUCCAAUAACGUCUGAAGGAGCGGAAAAAAUACUAUCGAACGAACCGGAUGGUAGCUUUUUAGUUAGAGACAGCUCCGACGACCAUUACAUAUUUUCUCUAACAUUCAAACUAAAUGGAACGGUGCGACACGUUCGAAUAGAUCAAUAUCAAGGAUCGUUUUCAUUCGGGUCCUGCGCUAAGUUUAAGUCUCGUACGAUAAUGGAAUUUAUAGAGAAUGCCGUGGAACAUUCAAGAAGCGGAAGAUAUUUGUUCUUUCUCCAUAGACGUCCGGAAUAUGGCCCCAUGCGUGUUCAAUUAACAAAACCAGUUUCGCGUUUCAAACAUGUGCAAAGCCUGCAACACAUAUGCAGAUUUGUCAUCCAUAAAACAAUCAAGCGAAAAGAUCUUAUUCAAGCUCUUCCCCUACCGAGAAGAGUUUUGGACUACUUGUGUUACAAAAACUGUCUUUCGGAGCGUACUGAAGUGGAUUUGCUAAGCAGCCUCGAAAAACCAAAUAUUGUACUCCGUUAGAAGUGAAGCGAAUGCACAUUUUUUCGGAUAGUGGAUGUAUAACAUAAUAUCGAAAAAAAAACAAAACAAAAAAAACUGAAACAUAUAUAACCUACCCUCGUAAAACUAAA
Molecule: messenger RNA, 2084 nt
Organism: Anopheles coluzzii
Lineage: Eukaryota; Metazoa; Arthropoda; Insecta; Diptera; Culicidae
Gene: Socs16D
Exons: 7
Coding region: 499-1974 (491 amino acids)
Biological process (GO): intracellular signal transduction; phosphatidylinositol phosphate biosynthetic process
Cellular component (GO): phosphatidylinositol 3-kinase complex
Molecular function (GO): 1-phosphatidylinositol-3-kinase regulator activity
Source: RefSeq, a predicted model, not a curated record